Messenger RNA from Camelus dromedarius (Arabian camel), 1554 nucleotides. Its product is annotated as calcium release-activated calcium channel protein 1. The transcript is spliced from 2 exons. Gene Ontology annotation, biological process: store-operated calcium entry. Lineage: Eukaryota; Metazoa; Chordata; Mammalia; Artiodactyla; Camelidae. Gene Ontology annotation, cellular component: membrane. The record is from RefSeq and is a predicted model, not a curated record. Gene Ontology annotation, molecular function: store-operated calcium channel activity. Bases 231 to 1151 code for a protein of 306 amino acids.
CUCUCGUCUUUGCCGCCUCUGGCUUUUUGCGAGUAGCGCGGCGGGCCUGCGAGCUGGGGCUGCAGUUGCUUCCUCGGCUUCCUCGUCCUCGGCGGCCGGCCAGGUCAGGCCAGACCCGCGCGCGGUGGGCAGCCGGUGGCUGCCUCAGGCGGAGGCGGAGGUGCGGUGGGGGGUGGGGGCCGCCGCCUUCGCAGGCGUCCGGGCCGGCCCGCGCCUUUGCAGCGUGCUCCAUGCAUCCGGAGCCCGCCCCGCCCCCGAGCAGCAGCAACCCCGAGCUUCCCCUCAGCGGCGGCAGCACCACCAGCGGCAGCCGCCGGAGCCGCCGCCGCAGCGGGGACGCGGAGCCCCCGGGGUCGCCACCCCCGCCACCCGCCGUCACCUACCCGGACUGGAUCGGUCAGAGUUACUCCGAGGUGAUGAGCCUCAACGAGCACUCGAUGCAGGCGCUGUCUUGGCGCAAGCUCUACUUGAGCCGCGCCAAGCUCAAAGCUUCCAGCCGGACCUCGGCUCUGCUCUCCGGCUUCGCUAUGGUGGCGAUGGUGGAGGUGCAGCUGGACGCUGACCAUGACUACCCGCCUGGGCUGCUCAUCGCCUUCAGUGCCUGCACCACAGUGCUGGUGGCCGUGCACCUGUUUGCGCUCAUGAUCAGCACCUGCAUCCUGCCCAACAUCGAGGCUGUGAGCAACGUGCACAACCUCAACUCAGUCAAGGAGUCGCCCCAUGAGCGCAUGCACCGCCACAUCGAGCUGGCCUGGGCCUUCUCCACCGUCAUUGGCACACUUCUCUUCCUGGCCGAGGUGGUGCUGCUCUGCUGGGUCAAAUUCUUGCCUCUCAAAAAGCAGCCAGGCCAGCCAAGGCCCACCAGCAAGCCCUCUGCCAGCGGCGCAGCCACCAAUGACAGCAGCGACAGCAGUGACAGCAGUGGCGGCAUCACCCCGGGCCAGGCUGCCGCCAUCGCCUCCACCACCAUCAUGGUCCCCUUUGGCCUCAUCUUUAUCGUCUUUGCUGUCCACUUCUACCGCUCACUGGUAAGCCAUAAGACGGACCGACAGUUCCAGGAGCUCAACGAGCUGGCCGAGUUUGCUCGCCUGCAGGACCAGCUGGACCACAGAGGGGACCACCCCAUGACCCCUGGCAGCCACUUUGCCUAAGCCCCCCCUCUAGGGUGGGCACUUCAGAGCUUUGGCCUUAACGCCCUUCCCCACGACCUUGUCCUGCCCCAGCCCAAGGACAGCCUGCGCAGGGGGCCAGGCUCUCAUCGGGGGCAGAGCGUGGAGGGAAGAGGCUUUUUUAAAGAGAAAUGACUGCACUUGAAACUUUCCUCUAAGAGAAUAAGCACUUCCUGAUCUUCCAGCUCCAGGUUCACCUCCUGUUUGGAGGCCACUGAUGGGAGCCAGAGCGGGGACAACGGUCCCUUUGUCCCUCCUCCUCCCCCAUGCCAGUGCCACCUGGAUGCCUCCUGUCCUUUUCGUCUUGACCCCCCCACCCCCGUUCAGGGUCAACUGUGUGUGUGUGCGUUUGUGAACACAGAAAUAUACUCAUAAGGGACACCUC